CCAAACAAUUGUGUAAACAUCCUGUGUAUUAUGAGCGUAUAAUCAAUAUCAUGGCUACUAGUACGAAUAGAGAAGACAUAUUGAAUGACAGUUCACGGUCAAGUGUUGUAGAAAAUCAAGGUGGCCUCAGAUUUCUGCAUGGUUUUGAUGACAAGAACAUAGCUCCAGUACCAAAACGGCUGAACUCAAGGAUGAAAGGUUAUAAAAAUGAAAAAAAGACAGCUGAAGAACUUGCUUCUAGUUUGAAAUUGGCAGAGGAGAGAAAACAGAAACACAUGGACAAUGUAGCAAGGCAGGCGAGGUUAGUGAGUGAGGAAGCUGUUAGAUAUGACAAGAAUAUGCAGUCUAAACUGGGCCUGUCUAACCAGUCCAGGCAGUUACUGGGAAAUAAAACACAGUCUAGUCAAUCCAAGGGAGGUAAAUGGUACAGUCAUGCACUAAAGAAAGACUGAACAUCUGUCUAUUAAACCAAAGAUGAAAUUGUAGUUGCAAGAUGUACAUAACUUUAUCUCAGAAUGGAAAUAUGCUAUGCAGCAAUAUUUUAUAUUGCACUUAUUAGAGAUAGAUGCAUCUGUCAACUAGAUUGGAGCUGUAAGAGAACAAACAAAUACAUCUUGUCUAUGACAAACAGAUUCUGAUAUAUUGAGAUCUGCAACAAAAUCUAAUUGUAUCAUAAUAUAUACCUGCUCUAUUUGUUGCACUGCAAGUAUGUGUUGACAAAGGGGACAGACAGUUCAUAAUAUUGCUGACAUAAUAUUUUAUGUUGAUGAAAAGAUAUUUAAAAAAUGAAUUCGAGUUUUAUUGAUGAUGUUGUUUAAGAUUGUAAGCAUUUAAAUUUUUUGAAUUGGAAUAUUUAUUUUGAUUAAUUGUUUUAUGAUGUUGAAAAAUAACUUUUAGAUCUUACACUGCUUUACCCUAAAUUGUGUAAUGGACUAACCCUGCCUUAGAACUCAGAACUGUCCACUAUCUAUUUUAGGGAUUUUAAAAACAUUGAAAUUUUGUAUCCAGCAGUCAGGCUAGACUUCAUAUAAGAGAAGACUAUCUGUUUACUUUGGGCAAAGUCUUCCAAUAGGAACAGCUUUUGUCACGGGUGUAAAGAAAGAUUUGAAUUUUUUUGAGUUUCACAAAAAUGCGUAAAUGAUACGCAAAUGUAUAUUGGUAAUCUAUUAAAGGGACUCAACUGAGUUUUAUCAGAUGUAUAGUUAUGAUAAUCUAUUAAAGGGACUCAACUGUGAUUUUUUAAGAUGAAAGGACUGGGACUGUUUUUGCAAGAUUUGCAAAGCAUUUAAUGUAGGACUAGACCAAUUAUUUGUGUGCAUAUUUCCAAACCAUUCCCUUUUUCUAUUUUUAGGACCAAGAGUAGUACAAAACUCGAAAUUUAAUUUUAUAUUAGUAUAUUUCUUUAUUAUCCUUUGCAGAUUUGUUACAUUUUUAGAGUUUCACUUGAUCUGUGAAUGAAUUUCAAAUUUUAUGUUUUUAGGCAUUUUGACCUCAGUGGAGCUCCUUUAAAUGUGCCUGGGUAAUUUAUUUCUUGUGAUGAGCAUAAUAAUGGUCUUUUAUAAUCCUGUUGUUUUUAUCUUUUGCUGUUUAAGAAUUAAUUAAUUGAUAAAGAUA
Molecule: messenger RNA, 1614 nt
Organism: Ruditapes philippinarum (Manila clam)
Lineage: Eukaryota; Metazoa; Mollusca; Bivalvia; Venerida; Veneridae
Exons: 4
Coding region: 51-452 (133 amino acids)
Source: RefSeq, a predicted model, not a curated record